Oikopleura dioica is the source of this 828-nucleotide messenger RNA. The record is from the annotation of a GenBank genome assembly. NCBI's taxonomy places the organism in Eukaryota, Metazoa, Chordata, Appendicularia, Copelata, Oikopleuridae.
AUGUUGGACGCGUUGGAAGGCUCGCACGAAGCCUCAAAGGCGCUGGGCGAGUUGGCCUUCAAUAAUAAACUCGUCGACGACGAUUUGUGGACUCGUAUCUUUGCCAACUUCGUUGUCGGAGAGGAGCUCUUCGCGUUUAUACGCCGUCUGAAUCGACAAAAAUGGUUCAACACGAUGCUUGAAGAAAGCGUCAUGUUCGACCGGACUUUCCGAAAAAUCUGGACAGCGUGCAUCGAGCUUAAUGUUGAUACCCGGCCAGAUCUGGUGGUCCAAGCGCUUUACGAGUACCCGAAAGCCUUCCUUAUCGACAUCGAGAAAAUCGCCUUCAAGCUCAUCAGCAAGGACAACGAAGUUGAAGCUCUCCAGAUCAUUCCACGCGCGGCUACGUUUGAUCAGCGAGAAAUAUUCGACCGAAUCGUCAAAGCCGUCACCUGGAAGAAGCUUGUGAGCUCAGUUGUCAAGAGAAAUCGGCUUCUACUCUCGCACUGCGAAGUUUCCCAAAUGCUGCUUUGGACGGCUACGCCAGAGAAUCUUCGCAAAUUGACGAUGGAUGAGUAUCGUUGGAUAAAGAACGAAGCGAUUAUCCAGGGCUUCAUUGAUCCCCUUGUGCAAAUGCUCUUUAGGGAUAAUAAAUUUGAUGAAAUCAAGUCGCUUCUUCUCCUUUAUGGAAAGAAGAACCCCGCGAUAAUGUCUGAAUUCGAACAAAUCUCACGUCUGCAGCGAACCGAGCGAGAUCAAAAGCUUCAAGCAAUGUUCGACUCUAAUGGGAUUCCUCAAUUCUUCCGCCCGAUCCCCUCUGCCGCUGAAAUCUUCCCUGGAAGCUCAUAG